This is a messenger RNA of Mytilus trossulus (common blue mussel), 9213 nucleotides long. Its product is annotated as solute carrier family 12 member 6-like. The transcript is spliced from 26 exons. Gene Ontology annotation, biological process: cell volume homeostasis; chemical synaptic transmission; potassium ion import across plasma membrane. Gene Ontology annotation, cellular component: plasma membrane. The record is from RefSeq and is a predicted model, not a curated record. The coding region runs from base 547 to 3864 and encodes 1105 amino acids. NCBI's taxonomy places the organism in Eukaryota, Metazoa, Mollusca, Bivalvia, Mytilida, Mytilidae. Gene Ontology annotation, molecular function: potassium:chloride symporter activity.
AUGUGCAUUGUUUAUUAGGAUUAAUGCCAAUCUAUUGAGUUUAGACUUUUUUUCUUGUGAUUUUCAUCAUUUUACGGAUGAUCAGGAGUUUUGUCAAGGAUGAUCAAUGGUAAUAAGUGAUUUUAUCAGAUCUGUUGGAAAACAAUUAGAGAUAGAUAGCUUGUGAGGUAUGGAUCAGUGAAAAUCAGACAAGCAGUAUGGGAUUUAUACUUUUCCAUAUGUUUGGGUAUAAGAAAACUUUUUAAAUGAACAUGGAUAUUAAAAAAGUAAAUAUUUAAAUACUGAGAAAAGAUUUUUAGAAAUUAUUUUCUUUAUGAUACCUUUUUGGAGUAGAUCAUUUCAACAGGAGAUAUGGUGGUUGGAUUUAAAUUCUUUUGACGAAAUUUCUAUCGAAGGAGGGUAUUCUAUUUCAUUCUGUUCGUGAUUGGCAGUUUAAAAACUAUGUAUAUAGGAAAGAAUAUUGAGAAAUUUUGAUUUUAAAAUUUCCUUGUAUGUACAUUCCAAAAAGGUGAGGAUCUUUUAAGCUCCUCUUUACGUGUAAGCAUAAUGGUGAAAGAGGAUACAACUCAGUACCACGAGAUACCUGUUAUUCAGGUGGAGGGGAAAAAUAUUGACGAUCCCCAAAAUGGCAUUCCUAUGAUAAAUAUUGUGACAGAAAAAAAAUGUUUUGAGGUGACCCCUGUGGUCGUGGAUAUUGAUUUUGAUGAUGAAAAACAACCUUUGAAUAAUAAAACGGAUAAAAAAGAUUCGGCAGAUCAAAAUGGAGAUGAUGGUAACAGAAAUCGUGAUAAUGAACCAUUGGCAAGUCAUGAUGAACUGGAAAGUCCAUAUGAACAUCAGAUGGCUUUAUAUGAGGAUGAUUUACAGGCCAGAGGUAAAAUCUCACAAAUCCUUAACAGGAUCGCCAAUUAUCAAGCUGGGAUUGAACCAAACAUGACAAAAGAAUACAGUGAUAAAGACAAACAGGACAAAAGCAAGGCCAAACUAGGAACAUUAUUUGGUGUUUAUUUACCAACCAUACAGAAUAUAUUUGGUGUACUGCUGUUUAUCCGUAUGACAUGGAUUGUUGGCAUGGCUGGACUGUUUGAGAGUCUAGGAAUUGUAGUUAUCUGUUGUUUAACAACCAUGUUAACAGCUAUAUCUAUGAGUGCCAUAGCUACAAAUGGUGUAGUACCAGCUGGAGGGUCGUAUUUCAUGAUAUCCAGAGCUCUGGGUCCAGAGUUUGGUGGAGCUGUGGGGAUACUGUUUUAUCUAGGGACCACUGUGGCAUCAUCUAUGUACAUCAUUGGUUCUGUAGAAAUUUUGUUGAAAUACAUGGCACCACAGAUAUCCUUAUUUGGUGAUAUGACUAUAGAAGCCAAUGCUUUAAGUAACUACAGAGUGUACGGGACAAUGAUAUUAUUGUUGCUAAGUGUCAUCGUAUUUAUUGGUGUCAAAUUUGUCAGUAAAUUUGCUUCCUUGUCUCUAGCCUGUGUGAUAUUAUCUAUAUUCUGUAUUUAUAUUGGAUUUUUUGUAUCAAAUGCAGACAGUGGUGUGAACAUAUGUUUUCUAGGAGAUAGACUUUUAACAUCGUCAGUGUCAUAUAUAAAUGAUUCUAUGUACUGUAAUAAGAACAAUGAUAGUAGAAUAUAUGCCAAAUAUUGUAAUUUACAAGGAAAUGUGACAAUUUGUGAUGAUUACUUCAAUGAGCAUGAAACAAAAGUGAUGGCUGGUAUACCUGGCAUAGCUAGUGGGGUUAUCAAAGAUAAUUUGUUCAGUAGAUAUACAAUGAAAGACCGAGUGAUUGGUCAGGAGACCCACGGUAAUCGUCUGUAUGGAGAAGUUGUGGCAGAUAUAACUUCCAGUUUUAUGGUGCUGAUGGCCAUUUAUUUCCCAUCUGUUACUGGUAUAAUGGCUGGAUCCAACAGGUCAGGUGACUUAGCUGAUGCCUCCCGUUCUAUUCCAGUAGGAACUAUCUGUGCCAUAAUAACUACUUCUUUUGUCUAUUUAACUUCUGUGAUAUUCUUUGCUGCCAUUAUAGAAGGAGACCUCAUGAGAGAUAAAUUUGGUGAAAGUAUAGAUUCUGGUUUGGUUGUAGCUAAAUUGUCAUGGCCAAAUGAAUGGGUCAUUUUGAUUGGUUCAUUCUUGUCCACUCUUGGAGCGGGUUUACAGAGUUUAACAGGUGCUCCCAGAUUAUUACAAGCCAUAGGGUGUGACGGUGUACUGCCUUUCCUGAAUAUCUUCAGUGUAACCACUAAGAGGGGAGAACCAUUCAGGGCUCUAGUUAUGACUGUGUUGAUAUCAGAGAUAGGCAUCUGUAUAGCAAACUUAGAUUAUGUUGCUCCUAUUAUUACAAUGUUUUUCCUGAUGUGUUACGGGUUUGUUAACAUGGCCUGUGCUUUACAAACAUUAUUAAGAACACCAAGUUGGAGGCCUAGAUUCCAGUUUUAUCAUUGGACUCUAUCAUUACUGGGAUUGGCAUUGUGUAUAACAUUGAUGUUCAUCUCUAGUUGGUACUAUGCAUUGACCGCCAUUGUUAUAGCAGCUUUAAUCUACAAAUAUAUUGAAUAUAAAGGGGCAGAGAAGGAAUGGGGAGAUGGUAUACGAGGUUUAGCUAUGUCUGCUGCCAGGUAUUCAUUACUGAGGCUCCAACAGGGACCACCACAUACUAAAAACUGGAGACCACAGUUAUUAGUUUUGAUGAAAAUGGAUUCAGCUCUUACACCAAAAUAUCCCAAAAUGGUGAACUUUGCCAGUCAGUUAAAAGCUGGUAAAGGACUAACUUUACUUACUUCAGUGUUACCCGGUGAAUUCAGUGAAAAGUAUGCUGAUGCACAAGCAGCUAAACAGUCUUUAAAUAAAUUGAUAGAAACAACUGGUAUUAAAGGAUUUGCUGAUGUUGUUAUUGCUAAAGAUGUCACAGACGGACUUUGCCAUUUAAUACAGAAUGCUGGGUUAGGUGGCUUACGUCAUAAUACAGUUAUGAUAGGGUGGCCCUAUGGUUGGAGACACAGUGGAGAAGAGAGAAGUCACAAAGUGUUUAUAGAUGCCAUAAAGAAUAUCAAUGCUGGACAGAUGGCGCUGUUAGCAGUAAAGGGAAUUAAUCAGUUCCCUGAUCAUGGAGAGAAGUUAUCUGGUACCGUAGAUAUUUGGUGGAUUGUCCAUGAUGGAGGCAUGCUGAUGUUACUGCCAUUUUUAUUGAAGCAACACAGAACAUUUAAAAACUGUAAACUAAGAAUAUUUACUAUAGCUCAACUUGAGGAUAAUACAGUGCAGAUGAAGAAAGAUUUAGAAACAUUUAUGUAUCAAUUAAGAAUUAACGCUGAAGUAGAAGUUGUUGAAAUGAGUAACAAUGAUAUAUCAGCCUAUACUUAUGAGAGAACAUUGAUGAUGGAGCAAAGGUCAGAGAUGUUAAAGGUCAUUAGGAGAGGGUCAAGGUCAGGUAGUCUAGAGCCAUCAACUCUCUUAGAUUUUUCCUCAAUGAAGACCCCUUCCAAUUUAAAAGUGAAACUAGAAACAGUACAUGAAGAUGGUCCAUCUGAGAGUUCAACAGAUUCUAUAGAUAAAAACCAAUUCACAUUCACGCCAUCAUCUAAAGCCAACUCUAAAACCACAACACCAACCGAUCCUGGUAAUAAUGAUCUGCUAAAUAUUAAACCGGAUAAAAAAAAUGUAAGAAGAAUGCACACAGCUGUUAGAUUGAAUGAAGUAAUUAUAGAGAAAUCUCAUGAGGCACAGUUAGUCAUAUUGAAUCUCCCAGCUCCUCCUAAAUCACAGGCAGGAGAACUUAACUAUAUGGAGUUUUUAGAGGUACUGACCGAAGGAAUUGACCGAGUACUAAUGGUCCGAGGAAGUGGACAUGAGGUCAUUACUAUCUAUUCAUAAGAUCAAAGUGAUGAUUUUAUGGUGCAUAAGAUACAUUGUUAUCAGUAUUUGUUAUGAGACUUUUAAAAGUGCUGAGGAUUGAUAUUGUAAAAAUAUGCAGGAGAAGAAUGUCAUUUCUUUUUUAAUAUUCCUAGACAUUAGUGCCUGACAUUUUACCAGUGUGAUGCAGCUUAGUUGAGCUUAAAACCAAAAUUAUAGAAUCUUUAUUUAUAAGUUAUAUUUGUUGCCAAGAAAAUUGUGUUCAUCUUUGUCUCAUAUCAUAUACAAUGUAGCGUAUAUCAGGUUAUUUUUGUGUUAGGUUUUGUUUGUAGUUUUAAUUUGUGCCAUAGAUAUGAAAGUUAACUUUUUAUGGCCUUGUGCAUUGGACUGUUUGCUAUAAGUAAGAUAUUUACCAUUCUAAAAUUUCCUGAUAAACAGCAGGAGUCGAUUUCACAAAAAAUAUUUAUGACUAAGAUUGAUCGUAAGUCAUUGACAAUUAAGUAUAAAUCUUAGUUGUAAGUUUCUUUGUGAAACUAACUCAUGUUAAGCAUAGUGCUCAUUCACAUACAUGUAUGUGUGAUUGUUUUGUGUGAUAGUUUUGUAUGACUGCAUGAAUGAGAAGGUAUUUUUAUUGCUUUUUUAUUUUACAAAAAUAUCUUUAGGAAAUAGUAUUUUAAAUGAAAGCGUAAGUUUGUCACUUAAAUAUUUGAAGCUAUUCAUGGUAUAAACUCCAAUUUUAUAAGUCUGUGCACUUGUGAGUAAGCACUUUACAUUUAAUGUCAAAGUGGUUCACUGUUUAAGAUGUGCACAUACUUGCUAUAUAUCACUCUCUUUAUUUUUGACUUUACUGUAGAGCUUAGGAAACUCAAAAUGGGAGUUCUAAAUAAAAUAUUUUUAUAGACCAAGUCCUAUUUUGAUAAUAAUUGUAUUAACUUUAAAAAAUUUAUAUACUGUACGACAAAUUAUUUUGGUGAAUUUCACAAGUAGAAAAAUUAUAUGAAUAUAAAUCAUUGCAAUUAUGUAAAACUUGGAUCAUUCCUUAUUAAAAAAGUAAAUUAGGAAAUCGUGAAAAUAAUGAACCAAGAAGUGGACUAAAAAGGUUAAAACGUCAAAUAAAGUAUCUUGGAAAAAAAAAUUGGUUUACAGUACUUGCAAUGCUUUUCCCAUAAAUUAGUAAUUUAAGAGUGAAGAACAUGUGUCGUUCAAUACGUUUUAAUUUGUUAUGCAUAUAUAUGUAUUUGCAGAAUGGAAUGAAAGUUCAUAUUUUAGAUAACAAAAACAUUUAUUUUACAUUGUUAAUGUACUGCAUAACUUUAAAUGUAAUCAUUUAUUUUAAAAUUAGAAAAAUGGCAUAUUUUACUGUCCCAGGUAGUAUGAUAGUUUAUACCUUAUGCAGCAAUAAUUAUAAAUGAUUGCAUUAAUUCUUUUAACUAAGCAAAGCCUUCUCUGUAAGUUAUAAUUCCAUAAGCAAUAUCAUUACCGGUAAUAAGAGUGUAAUAAAUGUAUAUUCAAAGUUUUAAUCAAAUUGGGAAUGAAAAUGGGAGUGUGUCAAAGAGUCAGCAAUCUGACCAAAAAGUAGAAAGAAAACGGCCCAAGCCACCAAUUUGAAUGCCAAAGGGCUUAAGGCAACAAUUUGAUCGUACAUAUAUAGCCUCAAUUUUUUUUAAUUUUUUUUUUUAACACCUGAAUUGUAUGAAUGAGGUGGAUGUUUUAAAAAUGAUAUCAUAGCUAUCAGAUUCCCUCACAAUUGUCACAAAGCUUUGUCUUAAGUUUUUACAAAGAAUUAUUUGUCUCCUAUUAUUUUGUAUGGAAUGUAAUUAUAUUUUUAUACUACAUGCACACGUUAUCUGUGAUCAAAUGUUUGUUUUGUUGGCUGUGAAUACAUGUAUGUAUUUAUAUUUGGUUUAGAUGUUAUUUGUUAGUCUGCUUUUAACUAGUCUAGAUUUUACACAUAAAAUUAAUAUAAUAAGGGCUAUUUAAAGAGUUUAUAUAAAGGGGGAGCAUAGUUGAAGAGUUUAUAUUACGGGAGCAUAUUGCAAGAAUUUAUAUUUUAUUGAUAUUUAUUUUAGACCAAACUAGAGUUGUAUUUUAUGAAUAAGUUAAACCAGUUGACCCAAGGUCAGUUGGUGUAAAUGAUGUCAUUGAACAGUUGGUUCUUAUUGUGACAUAAUGAUAUAAACAUUGUGACAUAAAUGAACCAACUUGAAAGUAGUGUAUUACACUUCAAUCAUUGUAUAUUUUCAUGUCUUAAGGUGGUACCCAACACUACAGGGAGAUAACUCUGUAAAAUCAGCUAAAUGUUUUAAUUACUUUGUGUUGUAAAAGGAAUAUUAAGCUUCUCAAUGAUCAAAAUUAGUGGUUGUCAAACUUCUAUAUAACCAGUGUAUUUUUUCUGAUAAAAUGCUUGGUUCAAAUGUUUUGAAAUUUUUAUAUUUUUGUCAGAUGGUCAAAGUAAAUAUAUAUUCAAAAUUUUAUGAAAAUUAAACAAGCCAAAUUAAUUUUAGUCAAUGUGUUGGGUACCACCUUAACAUACUGUAAACCAAGUUAUUUUGUUGAUACUUUAUUUUGUAUUUAGUCCUUACUAUCCCAUUUCGCAAUCUUAAAAUUGUUUGAUGUAAUUUAAUAAGGAAAGAGUCGAGCUUUACAUAUUCAAGACGAUUUAAAUUAGCGUUAUGUUUCUACUUAUGAAAAUCACGACAAUAAAAAGCUUGCGAAAAUAAGUUGGUUUACAGUAAUUUCAUAAUUUCCGGUAACUACUCUUUUAUAUAUUAUUAUCAUAAGAUAAUAUUUAUAAUAUAUUUCUUACAACUUUGAAAAGUUGUGUUUAUACAAAUGGUGCAACUAUUAUUUAUUCAUGGUAAUUAUGAAACUUUCCACUGGUUUCAUGUGCUUUGCUGUGUACUUUAGAAGUUCACUACUUAAUUAAAUUUUACCCACUUAAGUCUUUUAAUAACAUAGUUUAUAAAAAUAUUUCACAAGUACAUCACAGUUUAUCCUAUAAUGAGCUUUCAGUUCUUAACCUUAAACAUUCAUGCUUUAUACUAUAGAAUUAAUUUCAAAAUCAGAAUUUAUAUUUUUCCUAAUGCUGUUUGUAUCUUAAAAUCAAUAAAUGUACAUAUCUCUAGAUUUCUAUAAUUUUGGUGUAUUUAUAAAUCUGUGGAAAAUAUUGAUAUUAUUUUGAAUUACAAAUAUCAAUUUAAACAAAGUGAACAUUAAAAAUAAUUGAUUAGGGCAUUUAUAUUUAUAGUAAAACUUACUGUUAGAAUAUAUAUCAUGCCUUACGCCUGCCAGUUUAUCCCACCAAACAAUUGCCAAUAUAUAUACAUGCUUCAUAUACAGACGUUAAAUACUGUGGAUUCAUUAUUUUCGUGGGAAAUAAUUUUAUGUGAAUUGAGGGAAAUUUGCCUUUUUGUUGAUGGGUGAUUUCUUAUUUUAUUGAAAUACAACCCGAUAGAAAAUUUGUAAUUCUUUGAAAAAAAUAAUUUGUGAUUCACCUGAACCCACGAAAACCUUGAAAAAUUGAUAUCCAACGAAUAAUAAUAUUUUCACAGUAUAUUGUUUAAUGGUAUACAAAUGAAGUCUGUUUUAAAUGAAUCUUAUACAUUUUUCUUGUAAUUGCAAAUUAAAUGUUUAUUUAUUCAGGGCAUUUAUAAAAUUUGAUUUUUUUUUUUUUAAGAAAUGUAUACGUUGGAGUUUUACCCAUAGUUCUUUUAAAAUGACUCUUCUGUGACCAAUUAUUUUGCAUAAAAAUUGAUGAUCAAAUAACCAUGACAUUUUCUGUGAAACAUGUUCAGCUUUAACUUUUCCAAAUUUAUAUGAAAGGAAAAAAAAUGUUAUAAUUGAUAUACAUGUAUCUUCUUUCUUGCUCCUGGCUUACGUACAUAUAUCUAUUGUAAAAUGUAUGUAACAUAAUAUAUAUUUCACCAAAAGAUAAAACUUAAAUCAGUUGACUUUUUAAAUAACUAAUUGCUACCUAGAGAAGUUAAAUUUUGAUCAUGAUGAUCUAGGGACCAGUUUUAUUCAACAGAAAGAUAGGAUCUUCAACAUGUUUUUUUAUAUGACUGCAAUUUUUUUUGUUGCAUUUAGCUUUAAGUAUACAGGGUAGCUUUAAGUGUACUUUAUUUAGACUGAUAUAUUUGUAAAUAAGUCAAGAAUCUUCCUUUCAUUAGUUCUAUAUUUCAUAUUUUAAACUAUUAAAUCCCUCCCUGCAAAUAUAUCUUUUAAUAUUUACUAGUUUGUAUAAAAAGGAAAAACUUGAAAAAACAGCUCUUUGCAUUCUAUACAUGUAUUGCCCCCUCUUCAAAAGCUUGUUGUGUUUCAUAUGCUGCCAAUACAGUAUGUUCAACUUCCUGUGAGGAAAAUCAACAACAGAAUAUUUGUUUCAUUUGUCAUAGAGGCUUUUCCAUUUAAACAAAUGUGGUACCCAGGAAAGGAUAACAUCUAUAAAGGUAUUUCACUUUUCUUGAAACCCAUCAAUGGUGGACAUUUCAAAGUUGCUCUCUGGGUCCCACUUGUGUUUUUAUUGAACAGUCCAAAUUAACUAGGAACUAAAAUAAAACAGGUACUGCAAUACCUAUAUAGGUUCUAUUAUACAAAUCUGCCAAAUGUAACCAGAUGUAAAAUAAAAUAGGUACUGCAAUACCUAUAUAGGUUCUGUUAUACAAAUCUGCCAAAUGUAAACAGAUGUUAUUUAAAUCAGUAGUUUGACAAUGUAAGUCACCAAUAUCAGGAAUAUUCACAUGAUAUAAGUAAUAAGAUGGCUGUAUUUAUUAUCUUAAAAUCUAAUAUAUAUGUUAUUUCUCAAGAUUAUAUUUUCAAUUUUCUGCCAAAGAUUUCAAACAUCUGAAAGGAAAGUAGUUUGAGACUUUUGAUAACAAUUUCACACUCCUUUCAUUAUAGUUUAGGAUUUUUACACAAUCGACAUGUGUCAUGUUGGUUGUAAUGACAUUGAUUUUUUUUAAAUAUUAUUAAUUUAAAAUUAUAAUGAAAGAAAUCCAGCCAAAAUAUAGCUUUAUUUAUUGUGAUUCUAGAAAUGUAAUGAAAGUCAAAUCAAAAGUUUUAGUUAUUUUAGAUUUUGUAAUUUUGAAAUAAUAUCCCCCAAAAUGUCCAAAUUACAGUAUUUAAAGUAAAACAUGAUUGCUAGAAUAGUUGAGACCUAGUUUUAGAAGGUAACAUUUUUGAUAAAACAUUAGAUUAUUGCUGUUCUAGUCUUUUGUAUAUUUUAAGUAUAGAAUGUUAAGUAUAGAUGGUUUUUGCUCUAGUCUAUAUUUUUGUAUAUGUAAUAUAAAGUGUUGUGGAUUUUUUUUUUGUAGCUAUUUAUUUUGUAAGGUGUACAAUUUAUUGGAAAUGUUCAAUAAAAUAUCAGUAAGA